Molecule: messenger RNA, 643 nt
Organism: Penicillium brasilianum
Lineage: Eukaryota; Fungi; Ascomycota; Eurotiomycetes; Eurotiales; Aspergillaceae
Source: the annotation of a GenBank genome assembly
UCCUAUUUUCGAUUCAUUCUUCCUUUUAUCCUCUCGUAUGCACCCUAACCCCGUGAUCGCCCCAUAGCCCGAUUAACCCUUUAACGCUGAGCCCCAUCGCACCCGCUGCCCAAAGUUCUCUCCUACAUCUGAAAGAACUUAAAUUAUUCAACUUUGGUUCUGGUUCUUCAACAGCCGGUCGUAACAGGUUUCGUUUACUCUUCUAAAGACAAUUCUCACCAUGACUGGAGGCCACCAAAUGCAUCAACCCGCGGAUAAUAUUCAAACCAUGUUCCCUCAAGAGUCAGGAGGGACCGGCCCCGCUCACGGGAACCAUGUCGAGACCCAACGGUCUACGGACCCUGGAAUCACCCUCGAGGAUUACAACCGUACCAUGUUGGAGUAUACUCAACGCCAAAUGUCGUCCUUUGUCGAUCAUGACGGAAACAACAGCCCUGGUGGUGGCAGCAGCCGUAGUAGCCAAAGCAGCGGCAACAGUGGCCACAGCGGCAACUCGAGCCAUGGUGUACUUGCUCGCCAGGCCAACGGACCUCCCCCUACUUCGGCUGAUGCUGCUGCUGCUGCUACCCGUCAUGCAUCUCACCAGCAUCCUGGCCAGAAGCCCCCGCGAAGUUCAAACGAGGCCGAGACGUCUCGACGUUAG